AUGGCUUUCACUCAGGCUCGCCGCGUCCUGAUACUAGCAGCUUUCCUCGCGGCGAUGGUGGCGGUGGCUUUCGCAGGCGACGACGACAACAACAGAGGCGACAGCUGGAAACCUAAGAGCUUCACGUCCGCGCUGGUUGGGGCUAACGAGAUUCCCAAGAAUAACUCCGAAGCUGCCAGGAACGCCGUUGGGGACAAGCGCGGCACUGUGGAUAUGAAGCUGGACAUUCAUAAGAGCAACGGGGAGCCCGUAUUUGUGGCGUAUUCGGUGAAAACGUCGAAUUUGGAAGGCGAGAUGCCGCCGACCAUGACCCACGUGCACAACGGCACGAAGGGGCGGAACGGAGCAAAGCUGCUGGACCUGCCGUGCACGUAUCAGAAGAAGAGCAGCAGCGAGUGGGUCUGCCAGGGAUCACUGGGUGAGCCCCUGAACGAGCGCACGCGUGCUCUGCUGUGGACACUCAAGAGGAUCACGAAGCACCCGCAUGAGUUUUACGGGAACAUUCACACCAAGAAGUAUCCCGAUGGUGCCGUGCGCGGUCAGUUCAGGAAGGCCUAG
This is a messenger RNA of Closterium sp. Naga37s-1, 558 nucleotides long. Lineage: Eukaryota; Viridiplantae; Streptophyta; Zygnematophyceae; Desmidiales; Closteriaceae. The record is from the annotation of a GenBank genome assembly.